This is a messenger RNA of Bursaphelenchus okinawaensis, 2309 nucleotides long. The record is from the annotation of a GenBank genome assembly. Lineage: Eukaryota; Metazoa; Nematoda; Chromadorea; Rhabditida; Aphelenchoididae.
AUGGAUGGCAAUAGAAGACGUACGUCGAUCAUGAUCAGCCCAACAAAUUCACCGGUUCGAAGCAGAGCAGGAAAGAGAAGGUAAUAUUGAGUUUAUUUUUGUUUUGAAAAUUGUGUUGUGUAUGUUGGUGUAGAUAAUUGGUAGAAUUUUGUGUAAACUUAAAUAGUUUUUAAAUAAUAGAGAGUUUCAGAAUGUCGGUGGAUGAUUCGACUGCAAAUUUGUUGUCAACCUUCCACACGGCGAUGGAAACUUUAAACUCAUUAUGGAAUAAAGUUCAUUUAGAUCAACCUGCUCGAGAAUUGAGAAUUCAAGCAGCUCACGAGCAUUUUUACUCUUUAAUGGAAGAUAUCGUAAGUUUUUUUUAAAAUUUUUUUGUUUUAUUUUAGGCUGUAAGCUCAACAAGAGGAUAAGAUGGCAGGAAUUACCGCUUUUAUGGCUUAAUUUUAGGUUGAAUCUGAGAAGGAGAUGGUGAAAGGUGUAGAAACAGAUAUUAAAACAGCAUUAGCGAUGAACAAUGAUAUUCGUCAAGAGCUACACGAACAAUCCUUUAGAACACAGGACUUUAAACCAAUGUCGGUCUCACUGCUAAAGGCUUUGAGGAAGGACCUGGAGAAGUUGAAGACUAUAAAGGAUAAGAAGAUGGCGAAACAAUUGAAUAUUUAUGAUGAAUUGACCCAAAUUUGCACUGUUUUGGACGAAGAAGUUCCCUUCUUUGAUGGAGUAGAAGAUAAAGUAAGUUCUUCUAUCCUUCUAAAGAAAUGAUUUUAUAUGAGAAAAUUCAAUGCCGUUUUUAUAUUAAUUUUUUAGAUUUUGUCACCAGAUGUGGUGGAAGAAAUCACAGAACUUAAGAAUCAAAAGAAGUUAGAGUUUGAAGAACGUUUGGAGCUCUUGACAGCUCUUCAGAACAAGGCCAACAAGAUGAACCAAGUUGUGAAGAACAUUUCAUUGGACGAGUUGGAGAAGGAGCUUCUUUCUCUCGACUUUACAUCAAGGCACCGUGUACCUUUAAGUCAAUCAUUUGCUCAAAGGUUUGAGGAUCUUCUAGAGAAGGUUUGGUCCUUUAACAUUAUUUUCAUUUUAUAGGUAUAAGUUCCAGGGAACAUAAUUUUAAAACUACCUACGUUUUACCAUUUAUUUACUAAUAGCAAUGCAAUGUUUUAAAAUUCAAACUAUUGCGUUUUAGUUUGAUCAUGAAUACCAAAAAUGGCUGGAGGCAAUGGAAUUUGAGUACAUUGAGAUGUACGGCAAAUUAAAGGAGUUGGCUUUGAAAUGUCAUGCUCUGGACAUCCUCGACUGUCAUGAAUCUGAAUUUGAUCCAGGUAAGUGACUUUUCUUAAAUAUGUAGUAGAUUUUAGGAAUUUUUUGUUUAGAAUUUUUGAUACACAAAUUAAGUUUUACUGAAGUCUUAUGGUUUUGAUUAUUAAGUCUAUAUUAUUAUAGACAGACACGCAGAAGACGAAAUCAACCGAAUGAGGGUUGAUUUGGAUCGUCUGCAGACUCAAUACGAGACGGGGAAGGAAGUUUAUGACAAGUUCUUUGGAUGGUACAAUGCUUUUGAAGAGAUGGGAGAGCUGGAGCUCGAUAUGCAAACAGAAGCCUACAGAAAAAAUCGUGGCGGAUGUCUAAACCGAGCUCUACAAAAACAGAAAGUUCUGAAAGCGAAGCAACAGAAGUUUCUGGAGCAGUUAAAAGAUAUCAACGAGCUUCCACCUAGUGUCACUAUUAAUGGAUUGUCGGUGUACGAAUUUGUGGUUAAUAUGAUUGAAGAAAAAGAUAUGCUUAAGGAGAACGCCAAAGUUAUUAAGGUGGGUUUUGCUGGUUUUCAAAAGAUAUUUAAUUUUAUUUGUGGAGCUUAGAAAGCUUGUAGACGACAGAAAAUACUAAAUUAUAAAAAUUUAAUUUCAGAAAAGAACGCGAGAAGAACAGAUUAAGUACGAACAACGAUUCGGCACAUCAUCAACACCUCCAGGCACCUCAUCUCCGAGAAAACGUGUUCAAACACCAAGUACAGCAGUUCUGAAAAGCAAAAAGAGACGAUCUUCGAGUGUGUCAGUCAUUGAACCAAUAUCAGCUAGUCGAGUAAGAUUUUUUUAAAAAUUUUAAAUUGAAUUUAAGACUUUGUAAUGAAAGUGUUGGUCUCUUCUUUUUCGAAUUUUCUUAAUCUUUUUAAUUACUACUGAUUCUGUUCUAGGCUUAUAUUUUACUUUUAGGUUCCAGUGGCAUCUUCCCCCAAGCCCGCAUUCGCUACGCCCUCCCGUACCCCAAGUCGCCUAAUACCUCCAAAAGAAUUCCGAUCAGCACGACGUUAA